AUACCAAUGCCGUCUUGCCUGCACUGACUGAAAAGACUGACACAGCAAGUGCUACAAACACCAGCGCCGCCACCGGCCCCAAACGCAAGACCAGAGCCGCAAUGAGGUUCACAUAUCGGAAAACUUGAAGUCGAACCCGGGUCCACCGCGUCACCGAAUCGGUUUGCCGCUUUUUGCACCAGGCUUAGCGCACGUACAUUGCUGCGAGCAGGAUACUAGCCAGACUCAAGUCCAUUGUGAAGAGUAACCAGCUGAUGGCAAUGAAUGUCCGAGCAUGCUCCGGUGUUAGGCCGGGUUUUCGGUCGUCUCGGGGACAGCUUGGAAAAUGCACUGAAAGGUGAUGGACCCGCCAAAGGCCGCAAAGGCAACGACUGCGGCGAAGAAUGAAUUUAUCUUUGGACGAGCCUGUGGGAGACAUCAAGGAACCAGCGCUGCUACUGGUCGUGACUUGAGCCAAGUUAGACCGUCCCUGGGCGAAGUCCCUUCUCUUAAUCCGGAAGACUUCAGGAGCGGUCUUGGACUUGUUGUGCGAUUCCAGCUCCUCGAGGAUGAGCUGGAGCAGUUGCUCGGAUUUCGACUCGUUGUGAUCAGCGACGAAAGUGCGCGAGCUCCGACAGCUGGCAACAUUCGGCUCAAGGUAAUGCAUCUCCAUGUCGCUCGACAUAUCUUUUUGGGGUGUUGUCAGUACCAGGUGAAUGGCAAUGUUGGUUCGUAUAUCAAAGAUUGCUGUCGUGAUCUGCUUCAUGGUGAAUAAUGCGCUGCUACUAUUGCUGCCGAGUGGGUUGACGAAUGUAGCAGCUUGACUCCAUGCUCAACAGCCUCAUAUAUACACAGGUGCUAGGCGACCUCCCUCUCAAUGAGUGUUGUGCAGCGCUUCAACAACAUUGCUCUGAGGGC
This is a messenger RNA of Cladophialophora immunda, 897 nucleotides long. RefSeq lists its product as uncharacterized. The coding region runs from base 341 to 754 and encodes 137 amino acids. The record is from RefSeq and is a predicted model, not a curated record. NCBI's taxonomy places the organism in Eukaryota, Fungi, Ascomycota, Eurotiomycetes, Chaetothyriales, Herpotrichiellaceae. The transcript has a single exon.